GAGCGCUCAAACCGGCCAUUGGUUCAUCGCCGUCCCUCCCGCCGGAGGAGCGAAGCGCUUCACAGUAGAAUAAAGUCUGUCAGUGGUGGUUAACCCGAAGCUUACAGCAUGUCUGUUUCGAACUAGAUAAAAACGUUUCCUAGACCUUUCUCUGUCAAUGAACGAAGCUGUAAAACCAUCCUCCGGGCCACAAUGCGGAAACCCGCCGGGGGACCAAAAUACGCCUCCGGCUCAUCAGGACCGCGCGCCGCCACCGCCGCGGUCACCUGUCUGCUGGUGACCGGGAUGCUCGUCGUCACCGUGGGACACCCGAGCAGCGCACACCCGGAGGAGUCUUCAGGUCCACUGACGACUGGAAAGGUUUUCUCAACGUAUUUUAGGAAACUGUCCCGGGAGCGGAGAUCGAUAAGCGCCCCGCCGCGGAGCAGCGGGUCCCCGCGGCCCGUGGAGCGUCUGUCCCCGGCUGACCUGUUCAUAGCGGUAAAAACCACCCGGAGGUAUCACCGACAAAGACUGGCCCUGCUGCUGGACACCUGGAUCUCCAGAAACACGCCACAGACGUAUGUGUUCACUGAUGGAGAGGACAUGGAGCUGAGGAAAAAGAUGGGAGCUCAUUUGAUCAACACCAACUGCUCAGCAGCCCACAACCGUCAGGCGCUCUCCUGUAAAAUGGCUCUGGAAUACGACACGUUUAUCCACACUGGCAGGAAGUGGUUCUGUCACGUCGAUGAUGAUAACUACCUGAACGUCGGCUCCCUCCUGAAACUUCUGUCUCAGUACAGCCACACACAGGAUGUUUACAUCGGCCGACCCAGCCUCGAGCGACCAAUAGAGACCACAGAGCGCCUCGGCACCGCUGAAGUGAGGCAGGUGCGUUUCUGGUUCGCCACAGGAGGAGCAGGGUUCUGUCUUAGCCGUGGCCUGGCUCUCAAGAUGAAGCCGUGGGCAAGCGAUGGCACUUUCAUGGCGACAGCUGAGCACAUUCGCCUCCCUGACGACUGUACUGUAGGCUACAUCGUGGAGGCGCUGCUUGGUGUGAGCCUCAUCCGCUCAGCUUUGUUCCACUCCCACCUGGAGAACCUGGGACUGGUGUCAGACAUGCACAGCCAGGUGACUCUUAGCUACGGCACUGUGGAAAACAGCAGAAACACUGUGAAUGUGAAAGGACCGUUUUCAGUUAAUGAAGAUCCUACCAGGUUCAUGUCUGUCCAUUGUCUGCUGUACCCAGACACACCUUGGUGCCCUGGGCCCUGGCCGCUUUAACACCUAUCCAGUGAGGAAGACGGCGGGCUGGACUGGUGGGGGAGAGAAAGUCUACAGCAACAUGCGCUGCAAUGCCAAAAUUAUCUAGACAUUAUGUGGGGCAGCUGCCUGUGAGAACACAAAUGUCUAACUGGAGACUCUUCUGUUGUUAAGAGUGGAUGUUGAAAUCGUCAGACAUGUGACAUUAUCAUGUCCUGCCCCUUCUGUGCUCUACCUAGAGGCCCCCACCCCCCUGCAUAAACCAAACAGUAUUCCCAGUACGUAGGUGAGAACACAUCUGACAUGGACUCCUGUUGUGUGCUUUAUGUAUGGAUGGGCAACUCUGGAAAAUGUCCAGUCCUGAAUCUGUGAACAUUGUCUGGAGCUUAUGUCUGAUGGUGCAUGGAAGUGUUGUAGACAUGCAGGAAUAAAGAGAAUCCCCUCUGCUGAGGUAUUUCUGAAACACUUGGGCAUCCUACAUCAGUCUGACUUUGAAGCUUCGCACAUAAGCUCUGACCCUGUGAAACUGGGUGUCAAAAAGCCAAACACUGCAACAAGAGAAGAAGAUUACAAGCCAGAAUUCUUGGAAGGAUGAGGGUGAUGGCAGCAUGAGAGGAGAAUGGUUUAUCCUCAGUUCCAAACGUACAGCAGCCUGUCAGACCAUCUGUCUUCUGUCUAAUCACAGCAUUCACUCAAUUUUUAGCUUUUGUUUAUUAGCUUUAGCACUGAGCGAACAUUAGCAUAUAUUGUUGAGGCUUAGAGGGUAACUCUGGUCUUUCUGGAGCUUUAGUUUUUGGCUAUCAUUUUUACCAGUUAUGAUAACAUUGUACUCACCAAUGUAAACGGCGAGAUCCGAGACCACGACAACAUAACUACAACUAAGUCAGACAGUGCACGCGACGCCUAGUAAGGCUUGUGUCAACAGUAUUCUGCAAUGACUGUUAAUGGUGCUUUGAAAAUUUUAUAGCAGUGUAAUAAAGAUGAUCCCCUUUGAGGUUUUAUUGAGAAAUGACUCAUGUUGGGUCGUCUUCUGUUUCUGUGCAUUGAAAGCAGUUGUUGCAACUAAAUGAAAGUUUUUAAGUUAAAUUCUGUCCCUCAUUAAAUGAAUGUAUAUGAUGAACCAUUGCUUCUGAAGCAUACGUGCUGUUUCCAGUAUCUGGACCGUAUGUAGAUAUCACGGUUGGUUGUUAAU
This is a messenger RNA of Monopterus albus (swamp eel), 2434 nucleotides long. Its product is annotated as beta-1,3-N-acetylglucosaminyltransferase lunatic fringe-like. The record is from RefSeq and is a predicted model, not a curated record. Lineage: Eukaryota; Metazoa; Chordata; Actinopteri; Synbranchiformes; Synbranchidae. Gene Ontology annotation, cellular component: Golgi membrane. Gene Ontology annotation, molecular function: O-fucosylpeptide 3-beta-N-acetylglucosaminyltransferase activity. Bases 193 to 1263 code for a protein of 356 amino acids. Gene Ontology annotation, biological process: pattern specification process. The transcript is spliced from 8 exons.